Closterium sp. Naga37s-1 is the source of this 2616-nucleotide messenger RNA. The record is from the annotation of a GenBank genome assembly. Lineage: Eukaryota; Viridiplantae; Streptophyta; Zygnematophyceae; Desmidiales; Closteriaceae.
AUGCUCGCAACGCCCCCUCUUGAUCCCCUGCCUGCAACGGGUAAGGCGCAGCAGCAACAGGCAGCCGCCACCACCAUCACGCGCCUCUCUUCCGCCCCUCACUCUUUCCCAUUCUUCCCCCCCUUCUCCCACCAUCUCCUCCAUUUCCUUCACCCCAUGCAUGCUGGUCGACAUGGACCCAGCAGCAGCAACAGGCAGCCGCCACCACCAUCAUGCGCCUCUCUUGCGCCCCUCACUCUUUCCCAUUCUUCCCCCCCUUCUCCCGCCAUCUCCUCCCUUUCCUUCACCCCAUGCAUGCUGGUUGACAUGGACACAGCAGCAGCAGCAGCAGCAGCAGCAGCAGCAGCAGCAGCAGCGGCAGCAGAAGCACCAGCAGCAGCUACCACCAACCCCACCCUCCCUCCCUUACCCCCCAUCCACACCUAUGGACGACGCGUAGUGAAGCUCUGCACUGCCGUUCCUAAGGAGGUCGCCGACGCAAUAAGCAAUGCGGCCAUCACGAAAACUAACGCGCGGGACGACAAGGCGCGGGCUGAGAAUAUCGCUGUUGAAUCGGUGACUGGGCGGCAUGUAGUGAAGCGGACGCUUACGGACUUCUAUGGCGACGAUGCUGCUGAGAAGAAGGCCGCGGCUGAUGAGUCUGUUUGCCUUUGCGUCGCCGCUCUCCGCAUCCCGGAGCGCACCGUGGAGCACCCGCUGUUUCGCCACAUGGUGCAGUCCAUAGCCGCCGCUAGAAUCAACUACGUGCCACCCAAGAGGCGCUACGUGGGGGGGGCUGGACUGCAGAGCUGCCGGAAGAUGAUUGAGGGUGCGUUGUCUCCAGUGGAAGACAGCUGGAAGCGACUUGGCGUCACUAUAGCUAGUGACAUGAUGACCGAUGUGGCAGGCCGGGCGCAAGCGAACAUAAUGUUCAUCAACGACUUUGGCGCGGUCUUCCUUGAGAGCGUCGAUUGCGACAUGCAGAAGAAAACGGGGACUUACAUUGCAGGCAUGCUGAAACCGGUGGUGGAGAAGGUUGGGCCAAACAAUGUCGUGGCGUUCUGCACUGACGGUGGGAGCAACUACGCCAAGGCUGGCCGCAAGUUGCUGGAGGAAUGGCCGCACAUCGAGCAUGUGCCGUGCGCCACUCACGUCCUCGAUUUGAUGAUGGAAGACUUCGGGAAGCUCACAUGGGCUAAGACGGUGGUGGAGAGGACGGAUAAGAUGAACACGUUUAUCCGCAACCAUCACAUGACGCGGGCCUUCUUGAGGAACCCGGCAAACCAUGGUGGGAAGGGGCUGCAGGCAUUGAAACCUGCUGGCACUCGUUUCGGGACACAUUACAUUUCCGUGUCCCGCUUGUGUGAGUUGCGCGCAAACCUGACGACGAUGGUCUGUGACGAUGUGUGGGAGGAAUGGGCAGUGGGGAAGGUGAAGGAGAGUGCGGAUGUGUUCAAAGGGUAUGUCCUUGAUCCGGCGUGGUGGACAACCGCCGAAUUCUUUUGCAAAUUGAUGAAGCUGCCCUUUUUGGUGAUGUCACAGACGGACUCCGCGAAGAAGGGGAUGAUGGGCCGUAUUUAUGAUCUUAUGCUGCAGCUGACCGAGGACAUUAACAAGGUCCUGGAAGAGGAUGAAAAGCAGUUGAGCCAAAAGGACAAGAAGGAUAUUGCCCGCAUUGUGAAGGAACGAUGGGAUGGGAGCCUCGCAUGCGCGCUCCACGUGGCUGGUCGGAUUCUAAAUCCGGCCAACCAAACUGAGGGAAUAUUCGGGAAGGAUGCAGAGUGCACUCGGGUCAUGAAGGGCUGGAUGGGGGGCGCGGUUGAGUUCUUGGAUGUUGCUGGGGAGGAGGGGGCGGAUACAAUCAUAGAGGGUCUGAUGGCAUAUGUGGAUGGUGUGGGGAGCUUUGGGAUGCCCCUGGCAAAGGCACAUCGGGCAAAGGUGAAGGAGGGGAAGAUGGACAUGGAGAUGUGGUGGGCUUGGAACGGAACCGAUAACGUGGCUCUCCCGACACUGGCGCGUCGUGUGCUUGCCCAACCCGUUUCCGCAUCCCCUUGCGAGCGGGGCUGGUCCACCUGGGAUUCCGUGCACACGGCGCGGCGCAACAGGCUGGGUUCUGAGAAAUGUCGCGACCUGGUCUAUGUAGCCCACAACUGGAAUGUGGUGCGGAAAUGGAGCAGGGAUUCGGCCGCGGGCAGUGCAAUCGUGUCAGGGAACAUCCCUGAAGCCCCGAUCCCAGAGGGUUACAACCGGACAUGGGCUGCAAGCCACCGGCAGCCGCCACCAUCGCGCGCUUCUCCCGCACGCCCCACGCCCUCGUGGUCUCCCCUUUGCACACCAACACUCCCCUUCCCCUCCCUUACUCCCCCCCCCUUCCCCUCACCAGCCGAUAUGGGCUGCAAGCCAACAGCAGCCGCCACCAUCUCGCGCCUCUCCCGCACGCCCCACUCCCUCGUGGUCUUCCUAGGGGACCUUUCCUAUGCCAACGGCUACCAACCAGAUUGGGACAAGUUUCAGUCCCUCAUCCAGCCGGCGGCGUCCCUCCGACCCUGGAUGACAGUUUUUACACCCAACAUGUCUGUCUCCCUGGGUGGGUGGGUGACCGUGGACGCGAUGCUGGGCGGGCAGGGCAUGCCAUGA